Molecule: messenger RNA, 396 nt
Organism: Dibothriocephalus latus
Lineage: Eukaryota; Metazoa; Platyhelminthes; Cestoda; Diphyllobothriidea; Diphyllobothriidae
Source: the annotation of a GenBank genome assembly
CGUUUUUCGGAGGCCUGGAACGCUUUGCUCUCAAACAUCGAACGUGCUGUCCAAAUGCCAAACGCGGAGAUCGCUCACAAUGCCCUGCAGACGCUGGGCAUUCUGUUGAGCUUCGAUACAGCCAGCUUAGAGGCUCGCAGCGGUCCGCAAACAGUCGCAGACAUUUGGCUCUCCUUCUGGCGAACUUGGAUCUCAAUCGGGCACAGUUUUGUCUCCUCUUUUGUUACUGCCUCUCCCAGUGCCGGUUCGGGAACAACGACCCCUCCCAACAACAACAAUUCGAGCGUUCUCUCCACCUCUGGCCGCGUUAACUCGAAUGGGCCCGUUGCCGCAGACACAGCCACCACGCAACCCGUCAAAAGCGUAAUUCCAUAUUAUUCCUCUAUCUAUUUAUGA